AUGUCGAUUCUACCUGGACUAACAGAACUAACACCAGAAUUAUACCUAGACGUCAAUAAAACUCACCAACUAACUUUAAAAGAGAGUACAGAAUGGAAAAUUGAUAUACCGACUUCUUCUAAAUUGACCAUAAAGAUAAGGUCAGGGAUAGCUGAAAUCUUUGGAACAGAAUUAGCAAAUGAUAUUGAAUAUGUUUUCACCAAUUGGAAAAUAUCACUACUCGCUGUAGAAGAUGUAAUAUUAGAAUGGAAAUGUCCAGAUAUUUCCGGUAACAAAGCUUUAAUAAUACAACAAAACACAACUUCCAAAUUUGUUUAUAAUUUACACUUUGCAUUGGAUAAACUAAGAACGGCAAGUUUCAAUGGGCCUCGUAUUAUGAUUGUUGGUGAUACAAAUUCUGGGAAAACGGCACUUUGUAGAACAUUAUGUUCUUACGCUAUCAAAAACAUGCCUUAUCAACCAUUAUUUAUUAAUUUAAACCCCAACGAAGGAAUAUUUACUCCACCUGGUUGUCUGUCUGCGACUCCAAUAUCAGAUCUAUUAGAAGUACAAGCUCAAACUUGGGGUCAAAGUAUGACUAGUGGUGCUACUGUACUACAUAAUAAACAACCCAUUGUGAAGAAUUUUGGGCUUGAAGAAGUCACCAAAAAUAAACCGUUAUAUCUGAAUUGUAUUGAUCAAUUGGCCAAAGAUGUUAAUGAAAGAUUACAAAAUGAUGUUAUUGUACAACGAUCAGGGUGUAUAAUAAAUACUCCCCCAUUAUCUCAAUUCUAUGAUAAUGCAACAAAUCAAUAUGAUAGUUAUGACGGCUUGCUUAAAAUUAUUCAAUGUUUAAAUAUAGGUAUCGUGGUAAUAUUAACUAAUGAUACCGAUGAAGAACAAGAAAAGGAAAAAAUCAAUAAGUUAUUUGACAAAUUGAAAUCUAUAAUAGAUCAAAAUUCAAUUAUAAGAUUCCCCAAACUAAGUGGUAGGUUUCAAGAUGCAGAUGAUACAUAUAAAAGAUCAUUACAAAGAGCCGCAAUUAGAGAAUAUUUUUAUGGUACACCAAGAACUGUACUAAGUCCUUACGCAGCAGGUGCAGAUUUCGAUGAGAUUGUGAUCUGGAAAUCAAUGGAAUUGAAUGUAAAUAUGCAACAAGAUAUGAUAAAUCCCUUUCAACUUGAAUCAGUCCCCAUUGAAGCAAAUGUUUUACAACAUGCAUUAGUAGCCAUCACAUAUGCUGAUAGAAAAGCAUCAAGUGAAGAGGUAAGUAAGGCACCAAUAUUAGGUUUUGGUUUAAUUACGGAAGUCAAUGAAAAGAGAAGGAAAAUAUGGGUCUUAUUACCUGUCCCAGGGAGGGUACCCAAUAAGGCCAUCAUUUUAACGUCUUAUAGAUAUUUAGAAUAG
Naumovozyma dairenensis CBS 421 is the source of this 1386-nucleotide messenger RNA. RefSeq names its product cleavage polyadenylation factor subunit CLP1 (gene CLP1). The record is from RefSeq and is a predicted model, not a curated record. The transcript has a single exon. Gene Ontology annotation, cellular component: nucleus; mRNA cleavage factor complex. Gene Ontology annotation, molecular function: polynucleotide 5'-hydroxyl-kinase activity. Bases 1 to 1386 code for a protein of 461 amino acids. Lineage: Eukaryota; Fungi; Ascomycota; Saccharomycetes; Saccharomycetales; Saccharomycetaceae. Gene Ontology annotation, biological process: tRNA splicing, via endonucleolytic cleavage and ligation.